GCAGUUGCGCAAUAGACACAUUCUUGCACGCGGCGAUGUGAUGUAAACAUGUGUCAGAAGAUUUCAUUGUAUUAACCAGAGAGUUUGUUUAAUCGAUAAAACUUCAAAGAGACUAUUUAUCAUGUUGCCUAUCACGACGAGAUCCAGCAUAAUAUGGAGAUUAUCUUGUAGUCUGUUAAAUAAAACUUUGAUCAAAAAACGAAUCGUACAACUGAAUAAAUGCAAAAGUCACGUUCGAGGUUAUGUUAACCUCAAUUCAGCACAUUUUGCGAAGAGAAAUUCAUUAACAAAUUUAUUACAAUCAUCUCUAAAUAAUUUUAGUUCCGAUACUGAGUAUUCGACAGAAUACGUACUUAGCCCGGUGGAAUAUGAGAGAAUCUGUGAUGAGACUUUAGAUUCAUUAAGCGAGUACUUUGAGGAAUUAGUUGAAGCAGCAGCACAUUUGCCAGACGCAGAUGUAUCUUAUGGAGAUGGUGUACUGACUGUAAUCUUUGGUGACCCACAUGGCACUUAUGUUAUAAAUCGUCAGACACCAAACAAACAGAUUUGGCUCUCGUCUCCAAAAUCUGGACCCAAGCGUUAUAAUUUUAUAAAUGGUCAAUGGAUAUACAAACAUGAUGGCAAAACAUUGCACGAACUAUUGAAUAAAGAGAUACCAGCGAUUGUGAGGCAUCAAGCAUGUUUCGACAAAUGUUCCUUUAGUGGCAAAGAAGAGCAAGCUGUGUAAUCGAUGACUUUUCUUUUGAGAAAUAAUAUCAAUAGAGAUUUAAUUUAUGAUAGCUGGUGCGAAUUUACUAUAAUUCUCUUUAUAUAAUUAUAUAAAGUGAAAAUUAUUAAAGAUUUGAUUUAUGAGAAAGUUGUACAUAAGACUAAUAUUAAAAUAAGUGAAGAAAAUUUCUCAACACCAUAUGUAUAUAUAUGUAUAGACACUACGGUGUAAAAUCUUUAUGUGAGUAAUUUUAAUAUAUCAAAUGAUUACGUAUUAUG
Molecule: messenger RNA, 987 nt
Organism: Nylanderia fulva
Lineage: Eukaryota; Metazoa; Arthropoda; Insecta; Hymenoptera; Formicidae
Gene: fh
Product: frataxin
Biological process (GO): iron incorporation into metallo-sulfur cluster; intracellular iron ion homeostasis
Cellular component (GO): mitochondrion
Molecular function (GO): 2 iron, 2 sulfur cluster binding; ferrous iron binding; ferroxidase activity
Source: RefSeq, a predicted model, not a curated record